Messenger RNA from Radiomyces spectabilis, 339 nucleotides. Its product is annotated as DAD/Ost2. The transcript has 3 exons. Lineage: Eukaryota; Fungi; Mucoromycota; Mucoromycetes; Mucorales; Radiomycetaceae. Gene Ontology annotation, cellular component: oligosaccharyltransferase complex; membrane. The coding region runs from base 1 to 339 and encodes 112 amino acids. Gene Ontology annotation, biological process: protein N-linked glycosylation. The record is from RefSeq and is a predicted model, not a curated record.
AUGAAUAGCAUUCAAGCAGCGAGCAAAAAGUUUCUUCAAUCCUACAAGAAGAAUACGCCGACCAACUUGAAGCUGAUUGACGUGUACCUCGUCUAUAUUCUGUGCUCCGGCAUUCUUCAGUUCAUGUACAUGGUGGCCGCCGGCACGUUCCCCUACAACGCUUUCUUGGCCGGGUUUAUCUCCACUGUGGGCAGCUUCGUUCUUGCAGCCAAUCUACGAAUUCAGACAAACGCGCAAAAUACCGAUUUAUUCAAGUCGAUUUCACCGGAACGUGCAUUUGCCGAUUUUGUAGUGUGCUCUCUUUUAUUACACUUUUUCUGCGUCAAUUAUCUGGGUUAA